GUGCGCUAAUCAGUCAGCAGGCCAAUUGGGGCGCAGCGGGGCGGCUUCCAGGCUGCCUUCCUACUGCCAAAGCGAGGUUCUCAUUUCCUUCUUCAAGUUUGGGAUUGUGCAAGCAGCUUUCUGUAAAGUGGUUGGGAUCUUCCAAAUCAGAGGGGGUUCGAAGGAGGAAAGAUGUCUCUGGGCCUGCGGCUAGUAAGCGCUCGGGGUGGUCGUUUUCGAACUUGGAGAAAUUUUCAAUAGUGGGCGCUCUCUGAAUUCGUACCGGCGUCGCUUUAAAACUAGUAGCUGGUUUCCCAUCCAGGAUCAUAUGGAGUGCAAUCAAGGGCGUCUUGGGUGCUGAAAGGGCUUAAAUUUGGCAUGUUCGGUGAUUGAGAGUCUCCGAGGAAUUCGCCUUAUUUCAACUUCCUCUAUUAGUGUUAGCCCUGUGGAUGCUCUUGCUUGACUUGAGGCGUUAGUAAAGUAGGAUAGGAUGAUGGUGCAAACAUGGCAGAAAUAAAGCGAUGGAAAGCUUUGAGAUGUCCUGAAGAUCAGCAUGAAGUAGCACUACUGUAGUAUGCGCACACUCUGCUUAGGAAAGAUUGGUUACUUACUCAAGUCAGCAGAUUGCUGAAGUCAGCAGAAGUAGAGCAGGCAGUGAAGCAAGAGAUCAGCUGCUUGCUGGUAAAAGUGGACGAGACACUCUCUCUGAGAGUGCAGCAGAUUGAGCACCUGCUGAGGGAGUGAACUAACAGGAGGUUGGAUGUUGGUUGACGGGGCUGAUGGCCAAGGUGUAUCAAGUCUGGAAAGGCAACAAUAGGUUCGUUCUCGGCGGACGCCUCAUCUUCGGCCCCGACUGGAAGUCCCUCUGCCUCUCCCUCUUCCUCAUCAUCAGCCCCGCUGUCCUGUUCAUCGUAUUCCCGGGCCGGGAACUCAUCGACCGCCUCAACGCCGCUCCUCUAGUUUGCGGGAUCGUCAUCAUUGUGUGGGACAUCGGCCUGCUGCUGCUGACGUCAUCCCGCGACCCGGGCAUCAUCCCGAGGAAUCUGCAGCCCCCUGACCCUGAGGAGGACCCGGAGAAUCCUCCCCCGCAGUAUGAGAUCGGGCAACGGCCGAGGUUGCCGCGGACGAAAGACGUCGUGGUUAAUGGCCACACGGUCAAGGUCAAGUACUGCGACACGUGCAUGCUGUACCGCCCCCCGCGCACGAGCCACUGCAGCAUCUGCAACAACUGCGUAGAAAAGUUUGACCAUCACUGCCCCUGGGUGGGGCAAUGUAUAGGCAGGCGAAACUACCGCUUCUUCUUCUUGUUCGUCGUCUCCACGACUCUCCUCUGCAUCUACGUCUUCUCCUUUUCUGCCGUAAACAUCAAGCUGAUCAUGGACGAGCGGCAAAGGGAGGGCAAGAGCGCGACGGUCCCAAAAGCUAUGGGCGCGUCUCCCGUCUCCGUCCUACUUAUGGCGUACACGUUUCUCGCCCUCUUCUUUACGGGGGGGCUGUCCGUGCUGCAUACGGUGUUCAUCACAAAGAACCAGACCACUUAUGAGAAUUUCCGGUACCGCUACGACAGCAAGCAGAAUCCGUAUAACCGAGGCUGCCUCGGAAACUGGGCCGAGGUCCUAUUUACCAGGACCCCCAAGAGCCGGAACAACUUCCGGGCCGAGGCGCCACAACUAGGGCCCCCUCGGUCCCCCCCCCAGCAAAUUCUAAACCCCUUGGGCCAAAAACCGGCCGGCCAAGAUAAGGGUAACAAUUACAGACCGGAAGUCCAACUGCCGGAAGGUCCUAUGUCACGGGCCCACACGAGCGACGACAUUCGGGUUAGCGGUUACGGGCCAGGUUUUAGACCGGGUUACGAAGGAACCAGGGCUGCGAUUGACCCGGGGGAGAGGCCCAAGGAUAGCGUAACGUUUACUGGGGCGCCAGUGGAAGGGGGGCCGCUGCCGAGACGAAAAAGUGGCGAGUCGGGGGGUAGACGGGUUGCUGAUACUGGGGAUGGCGGGGAAGGGGAAGGGUUUAGGAGCGCAAGGGGUUCGGAUAGUGAUAUUGUAAGCAGCUUCGGGGGGUCUCAAUCGGGGACAUGUUCGAAAGAAGCGUCCAGACGUGAGUCGGUUGCGGACUUGAACCUAUAGUCGAUAAAGGAGGCAACGCGAUCCGGGAGUUCGGGUCUUUCGUUGCUGUGCGGAACACUGUCACCAAUAGCUACAUGACAGCAGCCAAGCAAGGUAGAUUAUGGGCAUGCCACUGACCAAUGGUCAUGGGCAAACUCCACCGACAAAUGUGUCACUGCUAACCGAGUCGUCCUCCAGCGAGCCUGCCAAUCCUCACGAUCUUACUUGAAAUAUGUUGUGGGUAAUAAGGUGGUGGCCUCAUCGAGUUUCCGACAAUCGUUUGGAGCUUAGUUCGAAAAACAGUUGUCCAGUCGUUCUUAUUACAAGGGAGUGAAAGGCCCAGGCCUAAUGUGCAGGUUGUGCAUUAUAUAAAUCCGCACAGCUAGUGGUUAACAUGACCUGACUUCCUUGAUAUUGAAUGAUACAUUGCAAGGCUAGCUCGGUGGCCCAGCCACUGGCCCAG
Molecule: messenger RNA, 2550 nt
Organism: Klebsormidium nitens
Lineage: Eukaryota; Viridiplantae; Streptophyta; Klebsormidiophyceae; Klebsormidiales; Klebsormidiaceae
Source: the annotation of a GenBank genome assembly